AACCAACCUCACCAUUUUUUUAUUUUCUUUUUUUUUAGAGAUUUUAUAAGAUGUAUUGUCUGUGCCAUUUCUUGCCUUUUUUAUUUAUCCCGACGGGAGCUUCUCCAUAUUUUUUGGUUAUUUUUAUUAUUUCACUUUUACUAUUUCAUCGACCAUGUAUUUACUGUUCGUUUAUUCUUAUUACGUUGUUUAGUAUGAUGUGUUAUUGGAGAGAAGAGUGUUAUUUUGAUUUUAAUGAAGGGAGAAUUUUUGAGCCAAAAAUUUUGAGGAAUAAUGGGGAAAAGACAAGAGCAUUAUUGAGAAUAGGGCGAGUUGAAGAAAUAUUUAGGAAAAGAGAAUGGCGUCAACCUUUGGUUAAAGUGACUAUUCGUUUAUGA
Molecule: messenger RNA, 377 nt
Organism: Pneumocystis murina B123
Lineage: Eukaryota; Fungi; Ascomycota; Pneumocystomycetes; Pneumocystales; Pneumocystaceae
Exons: 3
Coding region: 51-377 (108 amino acids)
Source: RefSeq, a predicted model, not a curated record